Messenger RNA from Musa acuminata subsp. malaccensis (wild Malaysian banana), 830 nucleotides. RefSeq names its product nifU-like protein 1, chloroplastic. Gene Ontology annotation, molecular function: iron ion binding; 4 iron, 4 sulfur cluster binding. Gene Ontology annotation, cellular component: mitochondrion. Lineage: Eukaryota; Viridiplantae; Streptophyta; Magnoliopsida; Zingiberales; Musaceae. Gene Ontology annotation, biological process: iron-sulfur cluster assembly. The record is from RefSeq and is a predicted model, not a curated record.
GAAUAUAUAAUAAUUAUGUGGUUGUCGAGGCCAAAAUCUUAGGGCCGAUGGCAACCUUGGCUGCAGCUGCGGGCAUCUCCGGAGCACCAAACCUUUCCUCCCUACUCCGCCAUCAAAUCGUCAAACCAGUGCAGGUUCCUCCUCCCCGCGCGCGAUCUUUCCAUGUUCGUCGCCGGAUCGCCUGGAGACGAGCUUCGUCCAGCACUCCGCCGCCUGCCGAGGCCGCCUCGCCGGGGCUGUAUUCGGCCAAGGUGUAUGAACUGACGAAGGAGAACGUGAACCUGGUGUUGGACGAUGUUCGCCCCUACCUCAUCUCCGACGGUGGCAACGUGGAUGUGGUGUCCGUGGAGGACGGAGUAAUCUCCCUGCAGCUCCAAGGAGCCUGCGGAAGCUGUCCUAGCUCAACAACCACCAUGAAGAUGGGUAUCGAGCGAGUUCUGAAGGAAAAAUUUGGAGAAGCGGUCAAGGACAUAUGCCAAGUUGAAGGAAUCCAAAUCGAAACUACAGUUGAGGCAGUGAAUAACCAUUUGGAGAUAUUGAGACCUGCCAUCAAAAACUUUGGAGGUAGUGUGGAAGUGGUUUCUGUCGAGGCUGGUGAUUGCAGUGUAAGAUACACAGGACCAGACUCCAUAGGAAGUGGCAUCAAAGCAGCCAUCAAGGAAAAAUUCCCAGAUAUCAUCAACGUAGUAUUCAUUUAAGAAAACUGCGAAUAUAUUCGUCUCUUAUUACGAACGAGCAAUUUUACCAUUGUAUCAAGGUCCAUCCUCGGAUAACACAUUUGUAUGAAUGUAUUAAUCGUAGUAAGGUUUUAGUUAUCGGAAGUUUCUUUA